This is a messenger RNA of Paramuricea clavata, 3259 nucleotides long. Lineage: Eukaryota; Metazoa; Cnidaria; Anthozoa; Malacalcyonacea; Plexauridae. The record is from the annotation of a GenBank genome assembly.
AUGAAUAUUUCCAACUAUGAUGAAGUAGAGUGUACUGUUUGCACUAAAGGUAAGAUGUGCCAAUUUAGGAAUAGAUCCCCAGAUGAAAGAGCAACUGCUCCAUUAGAUUUUGUGCAUUGUGACCUGGCUGGUCCUAUUGAUCCUGUAGGAAGAGAUGGCUUUAAGUAUGCUUUGUCAUUCGUUGAUGACCAUUCAGGGAUUAUUAUGGUCUAUUUUCUAAAAUGUAAGAGUGAUACUUCAGAAGCAUUACAGCAAUAUUUGGCCGAUGCUGCUCCUUUUGGGAGGGUUAAGCGUGUCAGGAGUGACAAGGGCACAGAAUUCACUAGUCAUCAAUUCAAAUCCUUUCUUCGAGAAAAUAGGAUAAGGCAUGAGACUAGUGCACCAUAUUCCCCACAUCAGAAUGGAACGGUGGAAAGAGCAUGGUUGAGUCUUUUUAAUAUGGCUAGAUGUUUGUUGCUUGAGGCAAACUUGCCAAAGCCCAUAUGGACUUAUGCUGUUAUGGCAGCAGCCUACAUCAGAAAUUGUUGCUUCAAUGCGAGAUUGGGCAAAACUCCUUAUGAGGCAUUUACAGGGUCUAAACCAGAUUUGAGCAAUAUGCAUGUCUUUGGUUCCGUUUGUUACGCAUAUGUGCAAAAUGCAAAGAAAUUAGAUCCUAGAAGUGAACAGGGUAUAUUUGUGGGAUAUGAUAAAAGAAGUCCUGCAUAUCUUGUCUUUUAUCCUCAUUCCAAUAAGGUUGAACGUGUAAGGUGUGUGAAAUUUUUCAAUGAGAGCAACCAUGAAUCUAAGGUUAGUCCUGACGAACAGGAAGGGGAAUUUCUGCCCAGUAAACUGUCUGCACCUAUCGCCAAUGAGAGUGUAAUAUCAACACAAGGGGAUGAAAGUGUAAAUGGCACUGAAACUGUGCAUGAUGAAGUACGGUACCCUAGUCGAACUCGUACUAAGCCAACAUAUUUGAAUAAAUAUGUAACUGGUAAGGUUGUUAAUGAUGCAGCAACAUGUGCAGUUGAUUAUUGCUAUAGAACCCAUGACAUUCCAACUAGCUAUUCCCAAGCAGUACAUUCUCCUGAAAGAAAUAAAUGGGAAAAGCCAUGGAUGAUGAAAUUGAGGCCUUAGAGGGCAACGAAACUUUCGAGUUGGUCCCACCCCCAAAGGGCCGUGAGGUAGGAGGAAAAUGGGUGUAUACCGUUAAGACAGGACCAGAUAAGGCUGAAACAUACAAAGCUCGUUAUGUAGCAAAAGGCUACUCGCAGAUUCCUGGUAUUGAUUACCAUGAAACCUUUUCCCCAACCGCUCGGAUGAGCUCUAUUCGUGUUUUAUUGCAGCAGGCAAUUCAGAAUGAUAUGCUUGUUCAUCAGAUGGACGUAAAAACAGCCUAUUUAAAUGCCCCAAUAGACUGUAAGAUUUUCAUAGAACAGCCAGAAGGCUACGAAAGGGUAGGACAAAAUGGUGAGAGGUUGGUGUGCAAAUUAAACAAGUCUUUGUACGGUCUUAAGCAGAGUGGACGCAAAUGGAACAACAUGCUACAUGAUUACCUUAUGAAGGAGAGCUUCACUCAAUAAUUUGCUGACCCAUGUGUUUACAUUAGAAAUGGUGGUACAAAUGAAUGUACAAUUAUCAUCAUUUGGGUUGAUGAUCUCAUAAUUUCUGCUAGCCAUGGAAUUCUUUUGCAGAGUGUGAAACAUUCUUUAAGUAAUAAAUUUAGAAUGAAGGACCUAGGAGUAUUGUCAUGGUUCCUAGGCACAGAAUUCAAGUGUUCUGAAGGCGCAAUUGAAAUGAGCCAAAAGCAAUAUAUUGAGAAAUUGCUGUUAAGGUUUGGCAUGACAGAAUGCAAGCCAAAGGUGACCCCAACAGCACUAGGUUUAGAUAAGGUUGUGGAUACGAAAUCACCUGAAUUAAAAGAUCCAACUCUUUAUAGAGCUAUAGUUGGGAGCUUAAUAUAUGUGAUGACAGGUACAAGGCCUGAUUUGUGUUAUAUAGUCACUAAGCUUUCCCAAAACAUGUCGAAACCCACUGAAUCUAACCUUAUUGCUGCAAAACAUGUUCUAAGGUAUUUGAAAGGCACAAUUGAGCAAAGAUUGUAACAUUGGCACAUUGUAACAUAAACGCACUUGAUGUAAAAUAUAACUUAGUUCUUGUAUGCUCCCACAGAGUGUGUAUCUCUUGUAAUAAAGAAUGACAAUUAUAUAAUAAUGACAACUACAACGAACUCAACAACUUUAAUCUUGCAAUAUACAUUCAAUUUAAUCCUGCAAUAUACAUUCAAAAAACUCUGUAUUUAAAUUUAUUAAACACACCUCUUUGGGUGAACUUUGUCUGUUAAUACAAAAGCAAGCAAAUUUGUCUUGUAGAUUUCAAAUGAAACCAUUUCUCUCCAUUUCGCAUUUCGAAUAAUAGACUCGAGAUUACAAAAUACGAAUGUAAACUCUCCAUCUAGUAUUGCUUUCUCAUCCUCUUUGUUUGACAGUGAAGUCAGCACGGCAUCCACGCUUUCUUAGUUCACGGACGUGAGAGUCAAUGAAAGAGUUCAAUUUGCAAAUGACUAUUAAGAAGGGUUUCUCCAGAAAAUUGUGGCUUGUGCCAAGUCGUCGUGCUACUCUCGGUGCUAGAACUUAAACAUUUCAAAAUUCAAAUGCUUCAAUUCAAUCAAAACACGAAACGCCUGCGAACAAGCUAUGAUGUUUGCAAUAUCCAAUCAGAACACGUAUAGUCUAUCGAACCUAUAGUCAGCAGCCAAUCAACUCUUUCCUUCCAAUUUUGAAAGUUAUGUAUGGAAUGAACCCGAAAACCCCGCCAAUUUCACCAGAGGGUUAUUCAAAACAGGCAAAAAUAAAUACCCUCUGGCUCCAGGGUACCCCCUUGGAUGACCAAAUCGUUAAAACAAUCGAUUCACCGAAGGGAAAAAGCUUUUGCACUAAACGAUUUAGAUUCUUUUAAGAAAUUAAGAAACCAAGUAAACCGCGACAGGAAAUCUUGUGGGAAACGUUUCUAUCGAAAAAAAGUUGAACAUCUGAAGUCUUGUUCACCUGCUACAUGGUGGAAGGAAAUCAAAAAGUUAAAUGGCGUAUCUUCACCUGUGCCCUCACAUGAAUACACGAUAUCAAUCCUGCACAAUAUUGAUAAAGAGUCAUUGCCAUCUGAUCACACUCCUGAGCAACUUGCAAACAUGAUUAACGAAUCUUUUAUAACGCCUAUGAAAGCCUUUAUUCCACUACUCCCCCACUUACGCCUUGACAAUGAGGAUGACGACUUCCCGAGUUAG